AUGAGCACCAACACUCAAGUCCAGCGCUGGCAGACCCGCCAAGACGGGCUCGACAAGCUCUUCCUCGCCACGGCGUCCCUGCUACAGCCAGGCCCCGGCGAGGUGCUCGUGAAGAUCAGCGCCGUGUCUCUCAACUACCGAGACACCGAGGUGGCCAUGGGCCUCUAUAACCACCACAAGACAAUCAACCCGGCCGAGACGGAGCCCAUCGUCCCGGCUUCGGACAUGUGCGGCGCCGUCGUGUCUGUUGGCGACGGCGUCGGCAGGUGGAAGGUGGGCGAUCGCGUCGUUUCGAUUUUCAAUCAGACGCAUCUUAAGGGCCAGAUCAAGCCGGUGGAUAUGAAGAGUGGUCUUGGGUUCCCGUUGGAAGGUGUCUUGCAGACGUACCGCGUCUUCUCUGCUGAGGGACUGGUCAGGGCGCCCAAGCACCUUAGUGAUGAAGAGGCUGCGACCCUUCCCAUUGCUGCUGUGACGGCUUGGAUGUCGAUUAACCAGUUCCGAUCUUUGGGCCAGCCUGGUGGAGAGGGCGAGGUUGUGGUUUGUCAAGGAACCGGCGGUGUGGCUAUUUCGGGAUUGCAAAUUGCAAAAGCUUCGGGAGCCACUGUCAUCAUCACAUCCUCCUCAGACGAAAAGUUGGAAAAAGCAAAGGCCCUCGGAGCGGAUUACACCGUCAAUUACCGCACCACGCCCAACUGGGACGACAAAGUCAACGAGGUCACCAACGGCGAAGGCGCCAACCUCAUCCUCGAGACGGGCGGGGCCAAGACGCUGCGACAGUCUUUUGAGGCGAUUGGCUUCGGCGGGCAGAUUGCAUGCAUCGGGUAUCUUUCUGGCAAGGUGGACGACGUGGAGGACCGGACGAACGUCAACUUGCUCGCGUUAAAGAAGACGGUGACGCUCAAGGGUCUUAUUAACGGACCGAGGGAGCGGUUCGAGGAAAUGAUUGACUUUUACGAGGACAAGGGGAUCAAGCCCGUUGUUGACCGGGUGUUCGAGUUCAAGGAAGCGGAUGAGGCAUAUAGAUACCUCUACAGUGGAGGACACUUUGGCAAGGUUGUCGUCAAGGUCCAGGAAUGA
This is a messenger RNA of Colletotrichum godetiae, 1077 nucleotides long. RefSeq names its product zinc-binding dehydrogenase. The record is from RefSeq and is a predicted model, not a curated record. Bases 1 to 1077 code for a protein of 358 amino acids. The transcript has 2 exons. Gene Ontology annotation, molecular function: oxidoreductase activity. NCBI's taxonomy places the organism in Eukaryota, Fungi, Ascomycota, Sordariomycetes, Glomerellales, Glomerellaceae.